Molecule: messenger RNA, 4114 nt
Organism: Trichobilharzia regenti
Lineage: Eukaryota; Metazoa; Platyhelminthes; Trematoda; Strigeidida; Schistosomatidae
Source: the annotation of a GenBank genome assembly
GUGAAUAGGAACAGGAAAGGAAUAGGGGAGAAUUGCAGGCAAAUUCAAAGUCAAGGUCGUUUUCCGCCGAAGGCCAACCUGGUCUGGAGACUUCUCCUGACACCCGUUGAACGCUUUACUAUCAAGCUUCACAAAAUUGGGCUUGUAUUCAAUUCAAUAAAAAGAUCUGCCAUCCUCAACCAUUCAUCAUCUAUUUGAGACGGCUUCAAGAAAAUCUUGGCAAUGAUGAUGCCAACUUCAGAAGUAUCUCGCAUGGUACACAGACCACCGGGAUCGCAUGCUGGGGGUUGGACAGUUAUCAGGUGUCUAAGUAAAAUUGCCUUUAUCAUUAUUUUCUUCCUGAUUGGUCUUUCAACUGGAAUUAUAGGACCAAGUAUUCUAUACCUGGAAAAGCUGUCUAGUUCUCGUGAAGAUGAAAUCGCUUUAGUAUUUACAUCAAGAAGUGUUGGUUAUAUUGGUGGUUGGAUAAUUAGCUGUGUACUAUUGGACUUAGAUGGUGGUGCAUCAAAGCCAAGUAAUCUAUUGAAUAUUGGCCUGUUCGGUUUAAUUCUAUCGCAUGGAUUAAUUAUUUUUAUUGAACACCUCUGGUGGGUGCUAGCAGUAUUCUUUCUUCAAGGUUUAUUUACAACAAUUUGUUUACAAGCCUGUGUUUAUUAUCAUUGGAAUAAGAAAAACUGGUUUCAUAGUAUACCACAACACUUAACAAUCAUAUUUCUACUUGGUUGUGUCUUUACGCCUUACAUCAUUUUAUUUAUUGAACCAAAUUCCCAGACUAUUCUAUCAAUGGGUGUACGUUCUAAUCAAAUUCCGCAUGAUAUCCAAAUUCUUCUUCCCAAUGAAAUAUCAACAGCGCAGAAUGCAUCUAAUAAUCAUCAAAUACAUUUAAUUGGAGUGAUUGACAGCAACCCAAAAGAUAAGCAUAAUGAAAUUUCUCGAAUGAUUCGUAUCCCGCGGCAUAUUUCAAAUACGACGAUUUUGGCGCCAAACAUGAUCAAUAUUACUUCGUCAAGAAUUAAAACACUUGAACACUUGAAAAAUGAUAAAAGUGAUACAAAUUCAAGUUUGAUGAUAGUGAUUAAUUCCACUUUAUCGAAGGGGAACAAGUCCACCGGUGGAAUAGAACACCAUCAACAACAAAAUAAUAAUAAUAAAACAUUGAGCAAUGUUUCUUCAACGCCUGUCCAACAAUCUACAAGUAUAAAAAAGCCAUCAAUUAAUGAUGCUAAACACUUGAAUCAAGAUAGUUCUUCAGCGGAUGGUAGUAAAGCAGCAUCAAAAAUGAAAAAAAUCGGUGAAGAGCAUCAAAUUGACAAGGUGGCUGAUGAAACCUCGGCAUCUUCGACUAUUCAAAAGGUAUCACCAUCAUCAUCUACAACACCAUUGUCAAGUGUUACAAAUCAAUCAAAAGAUUCGUUAAAAGAAAAUCUAUUGAACACUACUGUUAUCUUGGGAAGUGGUUCAGUUUUAGAUGGGAUCAAUAAAACUUUAAUUAGUAAUAAUAAUAAUAGUAACAAUGGUGUCGUUAAUGGAAAUGCUUUAAACUAUCAGAAUUCAUCACUGCCGCAUAUUUCCUUUCAAGUAGAUCAUAUACCUGCACCCAGUGUGAAGAAUUCUAGUAUACCUACACAUCAGAACAUGAAUGAGACGGUUAAGAAUAAUAAUAAUAAUCAUAAAACGAAUCUAUCACAGGGUCAUAGUUCGACGAUUCCAGGGAAAAAUGAAACUGCAGUAAUAUUUCACAUCUAUAAUAUAACAGAGAAGCCGAAGAAUUCAACAGACAACAAUCAUUCAUCGAUUCAUUUUAUAUUUUAUAAACCUACAUCUUUAUUACCACCAACAACGAGGACGACAGCGAUACCGGUAACUACUCCUGCCAUCGCUGGAGGUGACACAGAUGAUAAUGAAAGCAGUGAUGUGGGUUUCAUGAAUGCUACUGUACGGAAACGACAUCGUAUUGCUGAACAUUUGCUGGAUAAAUCUUACCUGAAUCAUAUUUUAAUCCUACCAUUUCAACAACCGAUGGAAUCAAUACAAAAAGUUUAUUUAUUAUUGUGUAUUAUCAGUGUAAUCCCAUGGAUAUUGACAAUUCCAUUGACAAGUUGGUGUAAAUCAAUAUUUAUACGUGUUUUUGGCCUUCAAAUACUUGAUGAGAAUGACCAUAAUGAUCAUGGUUAUGAAUUGAUACCUAUCCCACAGGCGAUGAUGACAGCAUCAGCCAAUAAUAAUAAUAUCCGUCGGGUGAAUUCUGACAAUGGUAGUCAUAAUAAUAAUUCUGAGGAAGGGAUUAAAUCCAAGCUACUGGACAGAUCAGGUGAUGAAAAUGAAUCUGAUUCAGAUGAAUUAUGGAAUCGACGAAAGACUGGCUAUGCAAAUAAUGCUGUAGAACCUGAUUAUCAUUAUUGCUCUGAUUCAGAGAUGAAUGAUUAUUCCAGCAGUACGGGUAGUAUACUGCCGGGGAAUCCGCCAACACCUCAUUACACUUCAUUCAAAUCUACAAAACAGUCAAGUUUCAGUGAUGAGAAUAACGACAACAUUAAUACCAAUACCAAUAGUAAUAAUAAUAAUAAUACUAAUGAUGACUCUAUUGAUACCCAAAUGAUGCUUAUGAUUAACAAGUCAAUAUUUGAUACACAUUGGCCAAGAAUUGAAUGGCCAUCUGAAUUUUGGUUAUUAUUAUCGGUAUUUUUAAAUAGUGGCUUGGAGACAACUUAUGGUGGAUUUGUUGCUAGUUUCACUUUACGUUAUCUACUUUGGUCACCAACUUUAGCAAUAAUUGUUACCAGUGUAUUCUGGUUUGGUGAUCUUGUUGGCUAUUUAAUACGCUACGGGAUAAUCAGUAUAAAAUGGCCAGAUUUACUGCAUACCUUGCCAUCAUCAUCAUCCAAUAGUUCCACUGAUCAAACAUCUUGUAAACGUAUAAUUUCAUUGAGAAAAUUACGCCGGAAUCAUUUCAAAAGUUCGAAACCUUCAAUCAUCACUAUUAUACAAUUAUGUGGAUGUUUAAUCUGUGUUAUCAGUGCUAUUGCUUUGACACAUCUAUCUGUUUCAACAGGAAGAUGUUCAACAGCACCCAACGCCAGCACACUAAGUCAUCCUUAUUUAAUUUGGUUUAUUGGUAGUUUCUGUUUUGGUAUCGGUAUCGGAUUGUCAUCAACAUUUUCAGGCACUUUGUUGACACCACAUAUCAAUUCAAAUCUGUUCUCCGCGCAUUCAUAUAAUAUUCAAUUAGCUUAUUAUUUUGGUCAACUGUUGAUGCCUUCUCUGAUAGCUAUGCUACAUCAUCAAGCGUUGUUUUGGAGAUAUUCAUGUGUACUGAGUACAGCUGUAUUAUGCUUAAGUAUUUUACUCAGCUGUACACUGAUUGGUCAUUUUAUUAGUGAAACAAUCAAGGAAAGGAAGGCGAAGCAUGGAGAUAGUCAAUUGAGGUUAUUACUCAAUCAUAAUAAUCAGCAUCAGGAAAGUCGAAAUCAUCGUGGAACAAGAACGAGUUCAGAUCAUUCAGAUCAAUGAGUGAUUGCCAUUAUAAUUAAUAAUAAUUUUUUUGUUAUUACUGAUUUUAUUACUAUUAUUGUUAUUAGUAGUAUUAGCAAUAGUGGUAUGUAAAAUUCCGUGGAUGUCUUUCAGUGUGUGUGUGUGUGUGUGUGUGUGUGUGUGUGUGUGUGUGGUUCAUUCCAUUGUGGUAACACUUAAUUCUAAGUGAUAUUUUGCUUAGGCAUAUGUUGAUUAGAUUAUGUAAUAACUUGAUUGAUUGCAUUUUAUCCCUUAAUUGUUGUUUCUCUGGGAUUGUUGUUAUGAUACUAUUUGGUGUGUAUGUGUGUGUGUGUCGGGCGGCGGGGGUUUUUGAAUUGUGUGAGUGAGUAAGCCAACUCUAACUAGCUGUGUUUUCUUUUCAUUCAUUCUAGGGAUUGAUAGUUAGUUAUUCUAUGUGCAAUUUUUUUUUUGUCUUUUUCGUUUGCCUUGUGUUUUUUGUAAAAUUACUUUUUUUUGACAAAUGAAAAUGUGGGGUACCGUUGACUUCUGUUAUUAUUACUAUACAAGUUUGAUCGCUCACCAAAAUCUGAAAUUCUAAUCCUAACAGGCUCACCGCUUAGCAGCGACUGCCUGCCUAUGCGAU